Molecule: messenger RNA, 610 nt
Organism: Grammomys surdaster
Lineage: Eukaryota; Metazoa; Chordata; Mammalia; Rodentia; Muridae
Product: activating signal cointegrator 1 complex subunit 2 homolog
Exons: 5
Coding region: 1-498 (165 amino acids)
Source: RefSeq, a predicted model, not a curated record
AUGGGUAGUGCCUACCAUUGGGAGGCUCGGCGUCGGCAGAUGGCAUUGGAACGGAGGAAGGGGCUGAUGGCUCAGCAGCAACAAGAGCAGGAAGCAAAAAAACAGGAAGAGAAGAAACAGCAUUUUGAGAAAACAUCUCAGCCACAUCAGGAUUCAAAAGGGCCCCAACAAGAUUCAAAAGGACCCCAACAGGAUUCAAAAGGGCCACCACCUGCACAGCCACAGAAGGCACAAGCACAGCCACCACCACCUGGGCCAAAGUCACAAAAGGAGCAAGUCCCUCCAAAACAGAGCACCGUCAAGGACUGUCUUCAGAAGGACACCCAAAGGCAAGGACCCCAGACUAAACCAACGGGAGCUCAACAAGACUGCCAGCAAUCCUGUAAAGUGUGUGAUAAACCCCCAAUCCUUCCAGGCCAUGGUCACACGAAUGCUUGCCAGUCUAGCUCUUCUAAAUAUUCCAGACUCACGUCAACUAAUUACAUCCAGCAGUGGUGAUCUUCUAGAGAUGGACUCCAAGACCUGAUGAUACCACAAAGCAAAAACAAAACCCAAAAAUCAAUCAACCAAACAAAAAACAACCACCACCAAAAAAAAAAAAAAAAAAAAA